GCUAGCUUUACCGAAGCUACUUAAAAGCUCCCGACUCCCGCCUGAAGCUACGUUGCUAGUGGGUAACUGCGCACUAAUUGUAUGUUUGUGUUAUGUGCAGUUGUGGGAGGUCUACAGCAAUGCUGUUCAAAGUACAGUACAAAGGAAAGAAGAAAUACGUCAAACUAAAUGGAGCCUCACAUUCAGAAUUUCUCAAGGAGGCUAAAAUGAAGUUCAGUAUACCCAAUGAAAAAGACAUAUAUGUGCUGGAUGACACUGGAACAGAGGUCGAUGAAGAGGUAUUCAGUGACAUUCUGGAGGAAAAAACAGACAUCCUAUGGACAAUUGUCGACACUCUUUCAGUCACUGACUCUCCUGCAUCUUCAUGCACGGACACCUUGUCACUAUCAUCACGCUCAUCCGAGAGUGAUACUUUUCUGAUGUCUCCAAAAAGACAGCACAUUGAUGACACCUUUCUGAUGUCUCCAAAAAGACCAUGCAUUGAUGAUGACAUCCCAAAGUCCCAAAAGAGUCAGCAUAUUGAUGACAGCUCUUCACAGGCCAAAGAGCUUGUCAAGAGAGUUCUGGAACAAAAGCCUGGAGGGGAGAAAAUACUUAAAGAAUAUGCAACUAAGGGAGAGAUGAAGGAUCGAACACGCCGUGAACUUGUCAACAUUGUUGUUGCUGAUAUGUUGGAAAAGUAUGGAAGUGCUCCGCCAAAGGACAAAAGAACACAAUAUGCAUUGGGGAUUGUAACACUGUUCCCUGCUCUGAAAGAUCCCUAUUCGAAAAAGGGCUAUGUGAGUAUAUAUUUUAACGAGAAGUUUACCAACUUUUCAAAUUAUAAUAAUAAAAAAUAUUGUUUUUUCAUAGGAGCAAUAGACAUAGAGGUUUUUCUUGAUCAGGCAGUAAGGAGGGCAAUUAACAUUCUUGAAAAUGACAGCAAAUUCAGGACUGUGUUAAGCUCAAUAUUUUGUUUUUAAAUUUUGUUGAUGAAUGAAUAAUGUUUUGAUGUAUUUUCAUCUUAUAGUUUCUUUCACCAGGUGUCUUACCAUGCUCAAAUUUCUUAAUUUAUUUUCAAACUUG
This is a messenger RNA of Centropristis striata (black sea bass), 1065 nucleotides long. RefSeq lists its product as uncharacterized. Lineage: Eukaryota; Metazoa; Chordata; Actinopteri; Perciformes; Serranidae. Gene Ontology annotation, biological process: apoptotic process. The record is from RefSeq and is a predicted model, not a curated record. Bases 93 to 962 code for a protein of 289 amino acids. The transcript is spliced from 5 exons.